AUCAUCGCCCAGGGAACAGAGUGCGCUGCUAUCGCGUUGUUGUCACGAUUGUUGUGUGACAGUGUCUUAACUUAUAUAGAUGUUAUUAUUUUAAUUAAUUAUUCUAAAUAAAUUUAAAGUGUACUAUUGAAUAUAUAAGUAAUUUUAUUUUUAAUAAAGUGUUAUUGUAAGUUGUAUUAUUAAGAAGAUGGAGGAAUUUUUACAUAACGUAGGUGUUGGAUUAAGACCCAUAGAUGAUCCAUUUUUUGGAAGUUCGUACCGAGUUUGCAAAAUUUUUCAAAGGAAAGGUGUUACCGUUGAAGACGACGAAGAAUUAUGUCAUGGAGUUAUUAAAGAAUUUCCUUGUUAUGCCACUGGUUGUAAAGCUACGUUUAAAACAUUAGUAGAUUUUGAAAUGCAUUAUAACAGUAGUCAUCGUUACGCGUGUGCAGAAUGUAAAAAAUGUUUGCCAAAUCCAAGACUGUUAGAUAUUCAUAUUCAGGAAAGCCAUGACAGCUUUUUUCAAGUAUUAUCUGCAAAGCAAGCAAUGUAUCAAUGUUAUGUUUCCGAAUGUGAUUUAAAAUUUAAUAAUUCAGUAGAAAGGAGAGAUCACUGCAUAAAUGUACAUAAAUUUCCCAAAAAUUUUCGAUUUGAUAACAUUCCUCAUACUAUAAAAAAUGAACCUAAAGAUAAAAUGGAGGUCGAGGAAUGUGAACAUGAAGUGAAGCAACCAAAAAGUAUGAAGCCACAAUUAAAUAAGAAUCAAAGAAGUAAAAUGUUUACUGCUGCAUCAAAAAUCACUGUUCCACUAAAUAGUAACAUCAAUGCAAGUCAAUUGACUGCUUCGAAUACUGCUAGCAGUUCAUCUUCUCUAAUGUUUGUUCCUCGACAAAUACAAAAGUCAUAUACAAAGGCACUUACCAAGAAUCAGAGUAGUGAAAAGAAUGUCUUAGAGACAGAAACUUUGAUGGACUUAGCCGAGUCAUUACCUACAUGAUACUGUUGACAAAGGUAAAAAUAAAUGUGUAUUGGGAGAAAUGGAUUUUAUAAUAAAUGACAAUUUUUUAAAGCAUUUGUUUUAUUAUAAAUAUAUCUUACAUAUCAUAAUAAUAUUUAUAUUUACAAUGCAGUUCAAA
Molecule: messenger RNA, 1115 nt
Organism: Nomia melanderi (Alkali bee)
Lineage: Eukaryota; Metazoa; Arthropoda; Insecta; Hymenoptera; Halictidae
Product: lethal (2) k10201
Source: RefSeq, a predicted model, not a curated record